AUGGAGAAGGAUAAAGCGUCACAUGCGAGCCCAAGCAUUGGAGUGAACGACUUUGUCGCUCAAGGGGAGAUAUCCAUAGAUGAUUCCGAAAGAUCCAUCAAGAGUAUUAGUGUCAGCAUUAGUGAUGAUGAGGACAGUAAGACAGGUGUUCAAGAUAAUAUAGUCACGCCGCCCGCAAGGUCUGUAUUUCAAACAGAUUUGGCCAUUGACAAUAAGCUACUAGAUAAAGAUUCAAAGUACAGAAAGCUUUUCACUGAAAAAAGAAGACGUCGAAGGUCAGAAACUUGCAGUAGUCAUGCAAACAAAACUGGGGAAACGAAACAAAAGAACGGCAUUAGUGAUCAAAUUUUCCGCAUAAGAAUUCUGCCAGGCUCAGAUUUGAACUCACUGAAGGAUUCAUUAUGGAUAAUAAAUAUCUCUACCCAGCAAGAAAUUGAGAAAACUAUUGCAAGAGCUUUUUCUGAUUUCUAUUGGUUGUAUCAUCAAUUACAAAAUAACCACUGGGGAAAAUCUAUUCCUCCGCCAACAAGAUCCAACAUUCUUGUAGAAAAGGACGAAUUUGCCAUAAAUCAUCUCUUUAUGAUACGUAAUAACGAGAAGUAUGAUCCAGUUUUUAAUUUCAAACCAGAGUAUAUUAUAUCACUGCAAUUGAUGGGGAUGAUUAAGCACAUAUUCAAUGACAAGGUUUUACGUUUGGAUUCAAGUUUUGUAGAUUUUAUUGGUUGGGAUGAUACUCUUCCUGAGAAUUUACAAAUGAUUGUUGAUGAUAGUAACUUUACAGGGGAUAAAAUACUAAUGUCAUCCUCUCAAUUCCGAGAACUAAAGGAGUUUCAUAAACAAUCAAAAAAGGUGGAAUCAAUGACAAAUUCUCAUGCUUCGAUGAUACCGAUAACAGAACUCACCGAAAUAUACAUAAGCCCAACCAAGUUAUUCUCUAGGAAGGAUUACCAAAGACUUUUUCAACCUCAAAGCACCGAAAACACCUUUAAUAGCAAUGACCCGUUGAUUCAAGAGUGGAUACCAAAAAACAAAACUUUGUUCACUAGUUUAUCCUUUGGUUCAAGUGCGCCUACUUAUGAAGAAACAUCAGCCGGGAUACAAGCAUGCCAUGACUGGGUAGGCGUAUGCAAGGAUCAGUGGAAACAAUUACUGUAUCACGUAUUACAGUACAUUGUGGAUGAAACAGUGAAGGUGAAUUCUGUAAUUAACGAAUUUACAGAGUGCCUUAAGCAAAUUUCCUUGGAAGAAGUUAUUAGAGCAAAUUCUGAAUUAUUCUUAAAAUUUUCUAAACUGAAUGAAUCCUUUUUACAAAGAUUCAAAGGCAAAUCAAGACAAGACAUUUUGAAAUUAAUCAUAUUAUUUGAUGAAAAUGUAAGAUUUUGCGAGUCAUUUGAAUCCAUUUUAAAUCAGAGAUUAAAGCUGGGUAAAAUUCUAAGCAUCAUUGAAAUGGAUCUCGACAAAAAAAAAAACUAUCUUGGCAAGCUAUCUCUUGGAAACAACAACAAUAAUAAUGAAGACCCUAAAACAUGUGCGGCAGGGGAUGAGUACCGAAUUGUAUCCAAAAGGUAUAACCGUGUUAAGCAAAGCUGGGACAAAAUCAUGGAAGAAAUUCUAAAUGAACGAAAAAAAUUUGAGGAGAGAGAAGCCGCCGAGAUUAGUAGAUGUUUUAAAUCAAUGAGAGAUUUAAGCGUGGAUGAAAAAAAAAAUUAUUUACAAUUGUGGCAAGACUUUGUAUCAAAUGAGUACAGAAGUCAAUGA
Messenger RNA from Saccharomyces paradoxus, 1758 nucleotides. RefSeq names its product sorting nexin family protein (gene VPS501). Gene Ontology annotation, cellular component: endosome. NCBI's taxonomy places the organism in Eukaryota, Fungi, Ascomycota, Saccharomycetes, Saccharomycetales, Saccharomycetaceae. The transcript has a single exon. Gene Ontology annotation, biological process: protein retention in Golgi apparatus; retrograde transport, endosome to Golgi. The record is from RefSeq and is a predicted model, not a curated record. The coding region runs from base 1 to 1758 and encodes 585 amino acids. Gene Ontology annotation, molecular function: phosphatidylinositol binding.